Molecule: messenger RNA, 923 nt
Organism: Ipomoea triloba (trilobed morning glory)
Lineage: Eukaryota; Viridiplantae; Streptophyta; Magnoliopsida; Solanales; Convolvulaceae
Product: inosine triphosphate pyrophosphatase
Exons: 8
Coding region: 73-681 (202 amino acids)
Biological process (GO): nucleoside triphosphate catabolic process
Cellular component (GO): cytoplasm
Molecular function (GO): nucleoside triphosphate diphosphatase activity
Source: RefSeq, a predicted model, not a curated record
CCAAAUUUGUUUCCAAGGGUUUAGCAGAAUCUCCUGUUCGCGAAUUCCGUUACAGUAUAAACUCCCGAGAUUAUGGCGGCGGCAAGGGCGGUGGUGCUUCCCAGACCGGUGACCUUCGUCACCGGAAACGCAAAGAAGUUAGAGGAGGUCCGAGCCAUCCUUGGCACCUCAAUUCCUUUCCAGUCCCUCAAACUCGACCUACCAGAGCUACAAGGCGAGCCUGAAGAAAUCUCUAAGGAGAAGGCUAGAAUCGCUGCUAAAGAGGUCAAGGGCCCUGUGCUAGUGGAGGAUACUUGUCUUUGUUUCAAUGCGCUUAAGGGGCUCCCAGGGCCUUACAUCAAGUGGUUUUUGCAGAAAACUGGACAUGAAGGUCUCAACAAUUUGUUAAUGGCAUAUGAGGAUAAAUCGGCAUAUGCUAUGUGUAUCUUCUCUCUUGCUAUUGGACCUAAUGUGGAUCCAAUUACAUUUGUUGGUAAAACUUUGGGAAAGAUUGUUCCAGCAAGGGGACCAAAUGAUUUUGGAUGGGAUCCUAUCUUUGAGCCGGAUGGCUAUGAGCAGACUUAUGCUGAGAUGCCGAAGGAAGAAAAGAACAAGAUUUCUCACCGCUCUAAGGCUCUUGCACUAGUGAAGUCGCACUUUUCUGAUGCUGGAUAUACCUUCCAGACAGACGCAUCUACCUAACAGCUAGAGAUCUAUGGCGUUAAAAUUUUGGCGCGAAACUUCCUGGAGUUCCUGCCCCAUCAAGCUUUUUAGCAUGGAAAGAGAAUGGCCUUUAGAGCAUGGUUGGGCUUUUGAAUAUAUACAGUGAAAUUUAUGACAGAUUUAUACCUAAUACAUCAUUGAACUAAAAUUUCAAAUUUUUAAUGUGAUUGGAACAUAGAUUUGAAUUGGAAUUUAUGUUAUUGAGCAUAGCUUUAAACUGA